Funneliformis geosporum is the source of this 570-nucleotide messenger RNA. Lineage: Eukaryota; Fungi; Glomeromycota; Glomeromycetes; Glomerales; Glomeraceae. The record is from the annotation of a GenBank genome assembly.
AUGACCGUAAUUCUAAAGACCAAAGACCGUGAUUUCUCAGUUGAUUCUGAAAGCAAUACUGAAUCUAUUUUUGAAACUGGCAACAAAUUUGGUUUCAGUCAAAAUGAUAUGGCAAAGUGGGAUCAGCCUGUUGAAGUUUCUAUUGGUGUUAAUACAAGUUUCUUUAUAGCUCGAGAAGCUGUUAUUUAUGGUCUGAGAUGUGAUAAUGUUUAUCUUUACCCAGAAUUAGCUGCAGACACCAAAUGGAAAUUUAAAAAGGGGAACUUUGAUGAAAUUAUUAUCCUUUUAGAAAAGAAAAAAAUUAAUAUCCAUACCCUACUUUUUCGUGGUAAACGUGAUUUUGGGAAAAUUACGAGGAUUGUACUGUACACUACCCCGAGUAUUAAUUAUGCCCUCAUACAUAUAAGAGAUUAUGGAAGUAGCAGAGGGUACAUUUGCAUUCGAAAUUCUGCAAAACAAGGACCACCUCAAUUUAAAGAAGAUAUUUUCUCUGGAACAAUCACUGAAAAUAACAAUGAUAUUAGAACUUGUAGCGAACCAGUCGCUAGGAAAGACCCAGAAAGGAAUUAG